This is a messenger RNA of Toxotes jaculatrix (banded archerfish), 2713 nucleotides long. RefSeq names its product protein phosphatase 1, regulatory subunit 3B (gene ppp1r3b). The record is from RefSeq and is a predicted model, not a curated record. The transcript has 3 exons. The coding region runs from base 1610 to 2470 and encodes 286 amino acids. Gene Ontology annotation, biological process: regulation of glycogen biosynthetic process. Gene Ontology annotation, cellular component: protein phosphatase type 1 complex. Gene Ontology annotation, molecular function: protein phosphatase 1 binding; glycogen binding. NCBI's taxonomy places the organism in Eukaryota, Metazoa, Chordata, Actinopteri, Toxotidae.
CUGUUUUCAGGUCACAGACCCACAUACAGCAGUGCAGUCAGGGACAGCGUCCUUAUCAGAGGCCUCAUGUGUAACUUACCAUAAACCUGAUCUUUCUCCUCUUGAACUUCAUCGUUCAGGAGCUUUAUCCCUGAACAAAUAUUUACAGGAUCCUCUCGCCAGAAUCGCAGCAGCUCGUUUCCUAACUUUGUUCCAUCCUCCCUCCAAACUCAGCACAGGCCAAAGACGUGAGGGACAUGCAACAUCUGUUCAUGUCACAUGAUAAGAGUCUGCUGUCUGAGGUGAUGAGCACAGACCACAGAGGGAAGCUGACAUUAACCUGACUCAGGCCUGCUGCUCUCUCCUCCUCAGCUGAGUCUCUGGCUCCUGACCUGGGACACAGGUACUGUGGACUCUGCCCUGUCCUGUUUGCUGGUAAAUCCCAAACCAGUCUGACUGCAUGUCGACCAGCCACAGCUUCUCCAUGGAAACACACUGAACCAGUGUUCCUCUCCUCCGCUGCAUCAAAGCCACUUUACCUGCUCACACACCUGCUCUCUGUUCAUCAUCACCUAUGUUCUGAAGUGUGACAGCAGUCCUCACAGAGGCUGAUCAUGUGUUCAUGUGUUCAUCCUCUGUGAGUGACCCAGCUGCCUUCAGAAACCACUACAACUCCCAGGGUGCAUCUCACUGACACACAGCCAAUCACAGAGCUUCACCUUCUGUGCAGCUCUGCUGUGACUGGCUUCUCCACAGCAACAGCAGCUAAGGCUCAUGGGUAUUGUAGUAGUUAAAGCUGUCUGCUUAACCCAACGUGUGAAUAAUUCAAACAGCUGCUCAUCAACCAGCAGAGUCUGAGCCACCAGAGCCGUCAGGACCCGUCAGGAUCCAUCAGGACCCGUCAGGACCUCAGGACCCGUCAGGACCCAUCAGGACCCAUCAGGACCCAGCAGCCUCUGCACCGCCGAUCUGUAAACUGUGCACCAAUAAUCGAUUCCAUUCACUUCACAUGGAAACUUUCCCGCUCUCCACACGUUCGUCCCAAAGUUUCUGGAACAUGUUCUGCAGUCAGUCAGGUUCGUGCAGCAACAGUUCUACUCUCCAGUGGUUUAAAUCAAGGGUGACAGUGUGUGUGUGUGUGUGUGUGUGUGUGUGUGUGUGUGUGUGUGUGUGUGUGUGUGUGUGUGUGUGUGUGUGUGUGUGAGUGUGUGUGAGGGUGUGUGUGUGUGUGAGAGAGAGUGAGUGUGUGUGUGUGUGUGUGUGUUUGGUGGGGGGAGGGGUCGCUGAGGGCGGUCCUCCUGGCCAAGGUGACGACCCGUCGAUCACUCCGUCGGCGCCGUCUCUGAUUGGCUGUCUGCAGGUGUCCACGUGAACCCUGAGUGAGUUUCGAAGCCUCGAGAGAAAAAUGUUCCACAGGUUUAGAGGGAGACGGGAGAAGAGCUCGCGAGCGGGACGGAGAGCGGCCGCGUCACCAGACGGUAACGAUGAAGUCAGAGUGAACAGAGAGCCGGUCCACGGUCCUCACGAGCUGCUGCAGGGAACCUGACUGAGCUUCCGGUGUUACCUGACGCAGCGGGAGCAGAACGGAACGAACACCCUGAACAGUGGUCUGCACCUGUCUCCUCCCAUCAUGCCCACUGACAUGGCUUUACCUCUGUACCUGUCCAAGGAGGAGUUUGUCUACAGGACGACUCCAGAGACAUGCCAAUCUGCUCUGAACUCCUGCCUGAGGUUUCAGCCUCCACCCUGUGAGGAUCAGACUGAGCCUGAGGACGGACAGUCCUCCACCACACACACACGAAAAGCCAAGAAACAGGUGACCUUCGCUGAUCACAGAGGCCUGUCUUUAACCAGGGUGAAGGUCUUCUCCCAGUUCAACGACCCCAUCGAUAUCCCUCUGAACGUCCAGGAGAUGCUGAGCUCUGCGCUGUCUCUGACGGCCGAGGAGGACAGACUGGUGCUGGACUUUGCUCAGCCCUCCUCAGACUACCUGCACUUCCGUCAGAGCCUGGAGAGGAACCACGUCUGCCUGGAGCACUGCGUGCUGAAGGAGAAGGCUUUAGCAGGAACCAUUAAAGUCAAAAACCUGUCCUUUGAAAAGUCUGUGAAGCUGCGGGUGACCUUUGACACCUGGAAGAGUCACUCAGACGUGGACUGCGUGUACGUGAAGGACACGUAUCCCAGCUCGUACAGCGACACCUUCUCCUUCGAGGUGUCUCUGCCUGCGGACCUGCAGCCUCACGAGCGCGUUGAGUUCGCCGUCUGUUACGAGGUGGGCGGACACGAGUACUGGGACAGUAACCACGGCAACAACUACAGGAUCGUGUGGUCCUCCAGGAAGAGAAGCCAUCAGGACGCCUGCAGCCGCCACACAGACUCCUUUGACUUCGGGAUUCAUUUUGACCCAUACGGCAGCCUCACCUGUUCACACGGGAUCUUCCCCGAGUGGCCGAGUUACGCCGGAUAUGAGAACAUGGGUCCGUACUACUGAGCAUCAGUGAGACGGCGGCAGACGUCUGCGUGGUCCUGUCAGUCUUUAAAUCCUGAGAGACUUCAGUUCAUGGAGCCUGCUCAGUGUCACGUGUGUGAUUCGUAUGUUGCACAUUACACACAUGAACUGUGACACGUGUGAAUCCUGAGGUUUUUUUCUUGGUGGUUAUUCAUUGAUUGGUUGUUUGAUCUGUAAAAUAUCAGGAACAUGGUGGAACAGUGAGUGUGAUUCAGUCUCUCAGAG